UCAGCGAAUGCGGACGUUGGAGAGCUCGUCCACUGACGUUUAGCAUCUCGUUCUUCGUCAGAGGAAUUAGGCUACUGCCGCAUGGAGCGCAGACUCUUGCCGCCGUGGAUACCAGCAUAGCCAGCCAGUAGAAGGCAGUCCUGAUCUUCAGAGGCGGAAUCGUAACCGUGCUGAGUAUGGGGCAAUCAAUAUACAGCGAGAGCAGACGGUAGACGUCACGAUGAUUCCUGGUCAAGGUCACAAUGUUACCGUUUUCGCCGCUGACCAUGAUGACGUCCAAGGCCAACGUUCUCCUCCUUCGCGAACCUAUGCCGUCCUCCGACAGUGGACAGGACCGGUAUGAAGCCAUCUUGACUGCAGCAAACUACAUGCCUUUCUCGAUUCCAGUACUCGAGACCGUGCUCACGAAUAUCAAUGAACUCGCAUCAGUAACGGCGCAGGGCAAUUUCGAUGGAGUUGUCAUGACCAGCGCACGUUCAUGCGAGGCCUGGUACAAGGCGAAUGGUGCAGCCAAGAACGAAUGCCCGUUCUACGUUGUUGGGAAGGCUACAGCCUCGACACUGCGUUGUACUAUUCCCAACGCCGAUAUCCGUGGAGAAUGCUCAGGGACAGCAGAGCAACUCGCCAAUUUCAUUCUUGCAGAACGGCCUCGUCCAACGAAAUUACUGUGUCUCACUGGCGACAAGAAUCGUGACACGUUGUCUAGCAUCCUUGGCGCCGCAGGAGUGUCUCUGCAUUCUCUCAAGGUGUACGAGACCCAAGGCAGCUCGACAUUCUCUCAAUGUUUGAAGGAGAUCGUACCGGAGAGACCGGCGACGCCGUGGUGGAUCGUGUUCUUUGCACCGUCCGCGGCCGAAUUCGUUUUACCGUUUGUGAAGGAAGGAUUUGACCUGGAUUUAGUGAAGAUUGCUGUGAUUGGGCCAACCACUGGGACAUUCUUGCGCGAGACGGUGAAGCUUCGUGUGGACGCUGUCCCUACUAAACCGUCGCCAGAGGAGCUGGUGAGAGUGAUUGUGAGCGUAGAUGCGGCCUGUUGAUGGACUGAAUCAUGGUAUAUUGCAUGCUUCAGUAUGAAAGCAUGCGAAGCUACACGACAGGUGGGCGUCAAUUCAUCAGAGAGGUGACACGCUCAUACAUUGUAUAGAAAUAAUUCGUCAUAUUUUUUCUGCUGUUGCGUGCGGACGAUGAGUGACCUUGAUGUGCAAUCUUUUGGGCUCAUUUUUUUACUCA
Messenger RNA from Guyanagaster necrorhizus, 1230 nucleotides. Its product is annotated as tetrapyrrole biosynthesis, uroporphyrinogen III synthase. Gene Ontology annotation, biological process: uroporphyrinogen III biosynthetic process. Gene Ontology annotation, molecular function: uroporphyrinogen-III synthase activity. The transcript has 2 exons. Lineage: Eukaryota; Fungi; Basidiomycota; Agaricomycetes; Agaricales; Physalacriaceae. The coding region runs from base 243 to 1037 and encodes 264 amino acids. Gene Ontology annotation, cellular component: cytosol. The record is from RefSeq and is a predicted model, not a curated record.